CCCCCGCCGUCGCCGACGCCCGAGCGCCGGAGCCCCGGCCCCGCCCCCCGAGCGCCGAAGCUUGUUCGCGGCGGAGGCUGCGACCCUUUUCUCUCAGUCUUCCUUCCUACCAUGCCGCUCUACGAGGGCCUGGGGAGCGGCGGAGAGAAGACGGCGGUCGUGAUCGACCUGGGAGAGGCCUUUACCAAGUGUGGAUUUGCUGGAGAAACUGGUCCAAGAUGUAUAAUUCCUAGUGUGAUAAAAAGAGCUGGGAUGCCUAAGCCUGUCAGAGUUGUUCAGUAUAAUAUCAAUACAGAAGAAUUAUAUUCCUACCUAAAGGAAUUCAUCCACAUACUAUAUUUCAGGCAUCUAUUGGUGAAUCCCAGAGACCGCCGAGUUGUGAUUAUCGAGUCGGUAUUAUGUCCUUCUCACUUCAGAGAGACACUCACUCGUGUUCUUUUCAAAUAUUUUGAGGUUCCAUCUGUCUUGCUUGCUCCAAGUCAUCUGAUGGCUCUUCUGACGCUUGGAAUUAAUUCUGCCAUGGUCCUAGAUUGUGGAUAUAGGGAAAGCCUGGUGUUACCCAUAUAUGAAGGAAUCCCAGUUCUAAAUUGUUGGGGAGCACUACCCCUAGGAGGAAAAGCUCUUCACAAAGAGUUGGAAACUCAACUAUUGGAACAAUGUACUGUUGACACAAGUGCUGCUAAAGAACAGAGCCUUCCCUCAGUGAUGGGUUCAGUUCCAGAAGGUGUCUUAGAGGACAUUAAAGUGCGUACUUGCUUUGUAAGUGAUCUGAAGCGAGGACUAAAAAUCCAAGCAGCAAAAUUUAAUAUUGAUGGGAAUAACGAGCGUCCCUCCCCACCCCCAAAUGUUGACUAUCCGUUAGAUGGAGAGAAGAUUUUACACGUCCUUGGAUCAAUCAGAGAUUCAGUUGUGGAAAUUCUUUUUGAACAAGAUAAUGAAGAGAAAUCAGUUGCCACUUUAAUAUUGGAUUCCCUUAUACAGUGUCCAAUAGACACCAGGAAGCAACUAGCAGAGAAUUUGGUAGUCAUAGGGGGCACUUCUAUGUUGCCAGGAUUUCUCCACAGAUUGCUUGCAGAAAUAAGGUAUUUGGUAGAAAAACCAAAAUAUAAAAAAGCCCUUGGCACUAAGACAUUUCGAAUUCAUACUCCACCUGCAAAAGCUAAUUGUGUGGCCUGGUUGGGAGGGGCUAUUUUUGGAGCAUUACAAGAUAUACUUGGGAGCCGUUCUGUUUCAAAGGAAUAUUAUAAUCAGACGGGCCGUAUACCUGAUUGGUGUUCUCUCAAUAACCCACCUUUGGAAAUGAUGUUUGAUGUUGGGAAAACUCAACCACCUCUGAUGAAGAGAGCGUUUUCCACUGAGAAAUAGAAGUUUGAUUAAAAAAUCAACCUUGCUUCAUAUUAAAUAUUUAACCAAUUAUAAGCAAAUUGUACAAAGUAUGUAGGAUGUUUUGUUACAGAGGAGUAUAGUGGAAGUGAAAGCAUCCUGUGUUUACUCUUUGCAUUAAUAUAUAAUUAUUUUGACUUUGUUUCUCUUGUGUAUUGGUAACAUGGUAGCUGGUGCUUACUGAAAUCUGUUGUGUUAAUAUCAAUAAAGUAUAGUAAAGCAGUUUGAUUUUG
Messenger RNA from Cercocebus atys (sooty mangabey), 1616 nucleotides. It is a transcript of the gene ACTR10, whose product is annotated as actin-related protein 10 homolog (S. cerevisiae). The record is from RefSeq and is a predicted model, not a curated record. NCBI's taxonomy places the organism in Eukaryota, Metazoa, Chordata, Mammalia, Primates, Cercopithecidae. The transcript is spliced from 13 exons. Gene Ontology annotation, biological process: retrograde axonal transport of mitochondrion. The coding region runs from base 112 to 1365 and encodes 417 amino acids.